Molecule: messenger RNA, 1869 nt
Organism: Linum tenue
Lineage: Eukaryota; Viridiplantae; Streptophyta; Magnoliopsida; Malpighiales; Linaceae
Source: the annotation of a GenBank genome assembly
AAGAAAUACUCCCAAAAUGCCACUAAUGACUACCUCAGCUUCACAUCCUACUGAUAAGAACGCCUACUCAUUCCAUUCGGCGGCCUUCCUCCAUUUUCCCUCCAUUCCCAACACGAAAAAGGAACCAUCUUUCCUCUUCAAUUAAACUCACUGAACAAAUGAAGAGCAGGGGAGAACCCAAUUACCGAAUCCCCAUCGAUGGUUCCUCAUCAAUUUCGCCAUUGUUGCUUCACGAGGAGCAGGAAUCGCAGUUCGGUGAUGGUGGUCACACCAGAAUCAGGGCUUCCUUCACUGGUUCAGUCUUCACUCUUUCCACAACGAUUAUCGGAGCCGGAAUCAUGGCAUUGCCAGCCACCAUGAAAAUCCUGGGCCUGGGGCUCGGAAUCGCGCUCAUAGUGUUAGUCGCGGUUCUCACAGAGCGGUCGCUGGAAAUGCUGCUGAGAUACAGCAAAGCCGGGAAGGAAGUGAAAUCGUACGGCGGAGUUAUGAAGGACGCGUUUGGGAAUGGCGGCAGAACCCUGCUUCAGAUUUGUGUGCUGCUCAAUAACGUCGGGGUUCUUGUUGUUUACAUGAUCAUCAUUGGCGAUGUGCUGUCUGGAACAACAUCUGCAAAUGGGAUUCACAAGAGGGGUGUCCUGGAGGAAUGGUUUGGAAGCCAAUGGUGGAAUGGCCGUACUGCUGUUUUCCUCGUCAUGACAUUUGCUGUAUUUUCUCCAUUGGCAUGCUUAAAGCACAUAGAUUCGUUGAAGUUCUCGUCGGCUGUAGCAGUUGCACUUGCAGUCGUUUUCCUCGUCAUAACAGCAGGAAUUGCAGCAUUCAAAUUGAUCAAUGGAAGCGUCUCCAUGCCAAGGUUGCUUCCUAAUGUUACUAGCAUCACAUCAUUCUGGAAUCUCUUCACUGCUGUACCCGUGCUUGUGACAGCUUUCAUAUGUCAUUUCAACGUUCAUACAAUUGAGAAUGAACUUGAAGACCCUACCAAGAUACGAAAAGUUGUGCAAGCUUCACUAGCUCUCUGCUCUUUUGUCUACAUUAUGAUAAGCUUCUUCGGUUUCCUCCUUUUUGGUGACUCGACACUCGAUGAUGUGCUGGCUAACUUCAACACAGACCUCGGCAUUCCUUACAGCUCUGUGCUCAAUGAUGUCAUUCGAGUCAGUUAUGCUCUCCACUUGAUGCUUGUUUUCCCAGUGCUUUUCUACCCCCUGAGAAGCAACAUCGAUGAGCUGCUCUUUCCAUCGGCCAGGGAUCUUGCUUUAGAUACCAGAAGGUUUAUAUUGCUCACAAUAGCACUCAUUUGUAUGAUCUUUCUGGGAGCAGAUUUUGUACCGAGUAUCUGGGAUGCUUUCCAGUUCACUGGGGCGACAUCAGCAGUCUGCCUCGGUUUUAUCUUCCCAGCUGCAAUCGCUCUCAGGGAUCCACAUGCCAUAGCAACAAAGAAGGAGAAGAUUUUGUCUAUUUUCAUGAUUUUCCUAGCUGUGCUCUCGUGCUCAGUUGCUAUAUACAGUGAUGCCUAUGCCUUGCUGAGAAAGAAACUAUCUCCAUAGCAACUGGCGCCAAUUUGAAGAAGUAGAUCAUCACACAGACAUCAAAUUUAGACACUUCUAGUUACUUCCUCUAUAGAGUUUUACUUUGUCUUACAAUCACAUGCAUCAUACAAAAAUGGUAGUCCAUUGAAAGAAAUUGGUACUCAGCCAUCCAGUGUUGACUUGAGACCCAAGAAGCUUAUGUAUAUGCCUUCAUUUUCUGUAAACUGAAGUAAACCCUAACCCAUUCCAGUCUCUACAAUUGGAAUUUCCUUUCACUCUUUUAUUUUGUAUUAGGUUUUGUGUCACAUUGAACAAAUUGAUUCGGCAUAUACUAAGUAAUCAUCCG